GCUACACGUUUUAUCUAUUCCUAUAUAUUGAAAUUAGGCUUUGCAGGUGAAUAUUCAACAGUGAGCUUAGAUCUAUCAAGAGAUUCUUAAUUAGGGUUUGCAUGAAAUUUGAUUAUGGUUUCUCGUGUGGUUUGAAUUGAGAUCUAGCCUUAGUCCUUUGAGGGCAAAUUAAGCUUCUAGCUUGGGAGGUAUUCACCAUAAAUGACAAUAGGGUUUGACAGUUUCUUGAGUGAUUUUCUCGCCGGCCAAGUGAUUUUCCGGCAGGAUUUGCUGCCUUUUGUUGUUGAUACACAAUCUUCGCCAUCCCCGGAAUCUGGAGGAGGGUAGCCAUUGCCCAUUUCUUUUCGCAUACAUCACCAAAUUUUGUGAAAGGCAGAAACAAAAUCUCCUAUAGUCAUUAUGGACCCGCACAACACCACCAAUGAGAUAGCGCUACAGGUUCGCCAAGAAACUAAUAGAGUUGGAGGAUCAGAAGCUGUGAACAGAGACUGGCAUGGGAAUGAAGAGAAGAAGAAGAAGAAGAUGAUGGGUGCUUUUCAAUUUCAAGGCUUCAUCACUGGAAAUGCCACAGGAGGGUGGAAAUCAGCUAGUCUCCUACUGGCAAAUCAAGGCCUAGCAACACUAGCUUUCUUUGGAGUUGGAGUGAACUUGGUUUUGUUCUUAACCAGAGUUCUUUCUCAAGACAAUGCAAAUGCUGCCAACAGUGUCAGCAAGUGGACUGGAACUGUAUAUUUAUGCUCAUUGAUUGGAGCAUUUCUCAGUGAUUCCUACUGGGGUCGAUACUUGACUUGUGCCAUCUUUCAAGUCAUCUUAGUGCUGGGUUUGUUGCUAUUAUCGCUAUCAUCCUGGCUUUUCUUGAUUGAACCCAAGGGCUGUGGUGAUAGAACCACGCUGUGCUCGCCAUCUUCUUCUGUAGGACUCGGCGUUUUCUACUCCUCCAUAUAUUUAGUGGCCUUUGGUUAUGGCGGGCACCAACCCACGCUAGCCACCCUUGGAGCAGAUCAAUUCGAUGAGACAAACCCUAGAGAAAUGAACUCCAAGACAGUUUUCUUCAGCUAUUUCUACUUUGCACUUAACUUGGGGUCUCUCUUUUCCAACACCAUUUUGGUCUAUUUUGAGGAUUCUGGGAAAUGGACACUAGGGUUCCUGGUGUCAACAGGUUCAGCUAUUAUUGCCCUAGUAAUAUUCUUGUGUGGCUCAUCGGGUUAUCGGCAUAUUAAACCGUGUGGCAACCCUUUGCCCCGAGUUGCUCAGGUAUUCGUCGCUGCCUUCCGCAAAUGGGAUGUCGUUGUUCCUGAAAAUGGUGAUGGUUUGUAUGAGCUAGAAGGAUCAGAAUCUGCCAUCAAAGGUAGUAGGAAGAUUCUUCACAGCAAUGAGAUUGAGUUCCUAGACAAGGCCGCCACGAUGAUAGAGGCCGAUAUGGUGGACCCUAAUCCAUGGAGACUUUGCACUGUGACUCAAGUUGAAGAAGCCAAAUGUGUUAUAAAAAUGUUGCCAAUAUGGCUAUGCACCAUCAUAUACUCUGUUAUCUUCACUCAAAUGGCUUCCCUAUUUGUCGAGCAAGGAGAUGUGAUGAACAGAAAGAUCGGCAACUUCGAGAUUCCAGCUGCCAGCAUGUCAGCAUUUGACAUAUUCAGUGUGCUUCUUUGCACUGGAAUUUACCGCCAAAUCUUGGUGCCCAUCUCCGGAAAAUUAACUGGAAACCCUAAGGGCAUGAGUGAGCUUCAACGAAUGGGUAUCGGGCUCAUCAUUGGUAUAGCAGCAAUGAUAGCUGCUGGUUUAACGGAGCUCGGGAGGCUCCGUAGGGUUUCCCCCAAUGAAGAGGCUAGCUCUUUAAGCAUAUUUUGGCAAACUCCACAGUAUGUUCUUGUAGGCGCUUCUGAAGUUUUCAUGUAUGUAGGGCAGCUGGAGUUCUUCAAUGGGCAAGCCCCAGAUGGGAUAAAAAGCCUUGGAAGCUCUUUGUGCAUGGCUUCCAUCUCUCUAGGCAAUUAUGUGAGUAGUUUGCUGGUUAAUAUUGUGAUGGGGGUCACAACUAGAGGUGACAACCCUGGUUGGAUCCCGGAAGACCUAAAUACCGGUCAUCUGGACCGGUUUUACUUCCUUAUCGCCGUGCUAACUGUGAUCGAUUUUGUGAUUUACGUGUUCUGCGCGAAGUGGUAUAAGUCCAUCAACCUUGAGAGCUUUGAAAAGGAAAAGGAUCAGGAGGAUGGGCAUGCAGUAGAUGAAGGAAAAAGUUUAGCUCCACUAGUCUAGAGCCACCAAAAAUUCAAUAUUGUAGGUUUGCAUUUUGAUAUUUUCGUUUUCCUUCUCUGUAUUGGGAGAUUUUCACAAUCAUGCAUGCAUUGUCCUGGAUAAGGAAGCAUUGCUCUAGUUUUUGGGGUAUGGAGAUAUGUACAUAAGUAAAAUUGUUGCUAGCUUCUUUGUAUUUAUGGGUUUGCUGAUAUUAUGAAGUU
Vitis riparia (riverbank grape) is the source of this 2453-nucleotide messenger RNA. RefSeq names its product protein NRT1/ PTR FAMILY 7.1. Lineage: Eukaryota; Viridiplantae; Streptophyta; Magnoliopsida; Vitales; Vitaceae. The record is from RefSeq and is a predicted model, not a curated record. Gene Ontology annotation, biological process: transmembrane transport. The transcript has 6 exons. The coding region runs from base 400 to 2253 and encodes 617 amino acids. Gene Ontology annotation, cellular component: membrane. Gene Ontology annotation, molecular function: transmembrane transporter activity.